CUCUUCAAAACCUACUAGAAUUGUUUGGUAGAUCAGAACCACAUUAUAUACUUCAGGCAAGCUUUAUCAACUUUCUUUUCAAUACUAUUGGAGAAUUGCUUAGUUGUAAAACAUAUUACAGUGUUCUUGUGAGUAAUCAAGUCAAAGUCAUUUGGAAGGUGCUGAAAUUUCUACUCACUUUUUUUGUUGAUGCAAUGCAAUGCAUCAAUGAAGUAACUUCUUAUUACUUUUCCAACUUGGUAUCUGCUAGUAGUAAUUUCAAUGCAAAGAUUCUUGAAUUUGUAAGUUAAAAUGAUGUUUGGCAAUGUGUUGAUCCUUAUAAUUAUGGGUACAUGUGUUAGUAUGCUUUUGAGCAUUUGGUGGUAUGUGACUAUAAUUAAAUACAUUAAUAUAUCUUCAAAUCGCCCACGGAAGGUCUUAUAUAUUUGAUGAUAAUUUGAUGUAUAUGAAUAUAGCGUCAACAUGGGUGGUCAUAGAGUUCGGAAUAAGGAACCAAUGUCAUGGUCGGACGAGAAUGAACACGCUUUUAUUGAAAUUCUUUACGAGAAAGUGAAAUCAAAUGCAUUGCAAUGUUCUACAUUCACAAGAGACGAAUGGGGCAGGAUCAAUGAAAUCAUGAUAACUUCAACAAAAAUGGAUUACGGCAUAGAUAGCUUAAAAGGAAAGUGGAACCGCUUGCGUAAGAGUCAUCGCAUGUUCUCUGAACUUUUGGGACAUACGAGUGUUACAUGGGAUCCAAAUACCAACAAAGUUAAUGCUGCAGAGGAAGUUUGGCAACACUUUUAUACGAUUAACAAGUCGGAUUACAAGUUGUUCAAGAGGGAAGGAUGUAAGCACUACCACACUCUUAGGGAGAUAUUCAGCGGGACUACAGCUACUGGAGGAUUAGGCAGUGCCUCCACCCAGCAUCCAAACACAUCAGAGGAAGAAAGACAGCUAAAAGAUGAUUUUUUGAAUAGAGGAGUACAUGUGACUGCAGAAAAUGAUGAUGAAGUCGAUGUGGUUUCAAAUACUCGUCCACGUAACGAAAUUGGUACAUCAGGUAAACGACGACGUAAGGAACCUAAGGUCAGUAAAAGUGAUAAACUCGAGGCCUGUAUGGCACAAUGGUCAUUUACAGUUAGUUUGAGGAAUGAAGAAACUGAACUUAGAACACUUUACCUAAAAGAGAAGCUUGCAAAGAUCAAAGGAAAAGGUAGUUGUCAAUUAGAUAAUGAAGUUACUAGUCCAGAUCUUUAUUCAGAUGUUACUUGCUUGGACAUUUUAAACAAUAUCGAAGGGGUGUCUAAUGAGGUUUACAUGAAAGCAAUAAAGGCUUUCAAGGAUCCCGAUUUCAGGGUGUCAUUUGUGAAGAUGCCAGAAGCAAGGAGAGGACCUAUCUUGGAACUACUUUGAUGUGACUAUUGUUUUAAUAUGUGAUUGUUGUUAUGUUGAAGUGCCAUGUUAAACUCGAGGCUUGAAGUACUUUUUUUUCUCAUUUUGUGGUGAUGUUGUACUGUUUUCAUUUACAAACAUUGUGAUAUUGUUGGUUGGAGAACUGAUGUUGAUUUGUCUUCACUUUUUUAAUGCUUGAUUGCUUGUUUUAUUGAA
Messenger RNA from Olea europaea var. sylvestris, 1590 nucleotides. RefSeq names its product L10-interacting MYB domain-containing protein-like. NCBI's taxonomy places the organism in Eukaryota, Viridiplantae, Streptophyta, Magnoliopsida, Lamiales, Oleaceae. The coding region runs from base 463 to 1395 and encodes 310 amino acids. The transcript has 2 exons. The record is from RefSeq and is a predicted model, not a curated record.